UAAAAAAAAUGUUUUAAUUCACAAUAAAUAGAAGUAUAUAUUUGUCUGUCAUUGACAAUGUGACGAAGGGCUGGUCACCAACUCCCACUCACAACACAACGAUUCAAAGGAAUGUGGAUUUGGAGCUUACUUCUAAUUUCUUGUCACUAAAAUCUUUUUUUUUUUUCUUCUUUCUGCUUGAUAAUAGUAACAAAAAUUUAAUCUUUUUAUUUGGGGUUCAACACCAUUACUAUUUCAGCUCUUGAAUUUCUUCUACUUGCUGCUACUAUAGCAAAGUGCCACCUUUUUUGCAGAGAGCAUCUACUUUUGUACGCUUUGACAUACUAGUAUGAGACUUUCUUCCCUGAAUUCAACAAAGGAGAAUCCCACACACACGAAAUCUCUGUUUUGCUACCACUUUUACUUCUUUUAACACCAAAAGCCACUCAUUGCCCAAAAGCCAUUGUUGCAGCAGCAGAUUUUAGGGAGUUUUUUCUUUAGCAAAGAAGAAGCCCUUGUAGUCAAAAGUGCCAUUUUUUUGCUUGUGCACAUGUCCAUCUUUUGUGUUCCGACUACAACUUAGCUCAAAUAUGCAAGAAAAAUUUGGGCUUUUUGACUGGAGCUGAGGUUUUUGAGUACCCCUUUUACACUCUAAAGAAACCUCAAUCUUGAUUUGGAACGGAGCUUGUGAGUGAGAUGGGUUUUGAAGGGUUUAGCAGUAGUAAAUGGCCUGGGCUGGUUAGACAUCAGCGUUCCAACAGCUUCCCAGAUAGCAAAAGAUCCGAGGAAGGUAGGCUGGUUCAAUCUACUGAAGCAGUCGCUGAAGAAAAGCUGGAUAUGGGUCCCUUAAAUGGUUGUACCAACGGCAACAAGACAUUUUCAUCGAAUGUCGAGAUCCAACAAUCUUUGAGGAAAGAGAUAUUGACGCUCGAAAAGAGAUUACAAGACCAAGUUUCUGUUCGUUGUGCUCUCGAGAGGGCGCUUGGUUAUCGAGCUUCUUCACAUGAUAUUACUAGUGAAGCCACAAUUCCUAAGCCUGCAACAGAACUCAUUAGAGAAAUUUCAGUUUUGGAGCUAGAAGUAGGGCAUCUCGAACAAUAUCUUCUUUCACUCUACAGGAAAGCAUUUGAUCCGCAAGUCUCUAUUGUAUCUCCGUUAAAGAAAGAUGAAGGAUUCAAAUCGCCCUUAACAACGCCAAGGAGAAGGCGCUUAGAUUUUUCAACAUCAGAUAUUACACCAGCCACGGAAUCUACACCAGUUGUUGAAAAUCCGACAUCCUCCAAUAUGAGGAAAGAAGCUAAUGGUCUAUCUGAAGAGAAACUUGUUGAUUCUGGUGUUCACCGCUCUCAUUCUUCUCUAUCUCAACGCUCAGCUCUUGCAAACAGAACAUCUGGCUCUCCGUCAUCGGAGGUCUUGGGCAAAGCUGUUCGUGCAUGUCAUUCUCAACCAUUAUCCAUGAUGGAGUACGCGCAGAACUCUUCUUCGCAAGUAAUCAGCUUGGCCGAGCAUCUUGGGACCCGUAUUUCUGAUCAUAUUCCAGAAACUCCUAACAGACUUUCUGAAGAUAUGGUCAAGUGCAUGUCCAGCAUCUAUUGCAAGCUUGCAGAUCCUCCAGCUGCAAAUCAUGGCCUUUCGUCUCCAGCUUCGUCUUUGUCAACCACAAGUGCAUUUUCUCCUAAAGAUCAAUGUGACCUGUGGAGUCCGGGGUUCAGAAACGAUUCUUCUUUUGAUGUCCGGCUGGAUAAUCCGUUCCACAUUGAAGGACUGAAAGAUUUUAGUGGACCUUACAGCUCGAUGGUUGAAGUAAACUGUAUAUACAGAGAUAGUCAGAAAUUGGGUGAUAUCGAGUUCUUGUUACAGAACUUCAGGUUGCUUAUUUCUCGAUUGGAAGAGAUAGACCCUAAAAAGAUGACACACGAGGAAAAGCUAGCGUUCUGGAUUAAUGUGCACAAUGCUCUGGUGAUGCAUGCAUUUUUGGCAUAUGGUGUACCGCAAAACAAUAUGAAGCGAAUGUUUCUACUCUUGAAGGCUGCCUACAACGUCGGAGGUCAAAUAGUAAGCGCUGAUGUCAUACAAAGUUCGAUCCUGGGAUGCCGACUGUCUCGUCCUGGACAGUGGCUUAGGUUGCUGCUUUCUUCGAAAACGAAAUUUAAAGCCGGUGAUGAACGACAAGCAUAUGGUAUAGAACGUCCCGAGCCCCUUCUGUACUUUGCACUCUCAUCUGGCAGCCAUUCUGACCCCGCGGUUCGCGUUUUCACGCCCAAAAGGGUGUUUCAAGAGCUAGAAGCAGCGAAAGAGGACUACAUUCGAGCAACAUUUGGGGUCCGCAAGGAUCACAAGAUCCUUCUGCCGAAGCUUGUGGAGUCAUUCGCAAAGGAUUCGGGUCUACGCCAUGGUGAUGUACUGGAAAUGAUCCAACAUUCGUUGCCCGACUCUCUGAGGAGGAGCAUCAAGAAAUGCCAGCAGCAGGCGAAAACACGAAAGAAUGUCGUCGAAUGGGUUGCGCAUAACUUCUCUUUCAGGUAUCUCAUUCUCAAAGACCUCACCAAGUAAAUAUGGGAUCACUGAAGAUUUCAAGUAGCUAACCUCAUUUGUCUUGUUUGAGAGAGAGAGAGAGAGAGAGUAGUUUGUGUUUAGUUGAAGGGAUGGAAUCUGAAGUGGGAAUGUUUGGUGGUAGUGAGAUAUGGUCUCCAUUGCUGAGAUUCAGCUGAUUUUGUAUAUAUUUGUGCUGCACAUUUUGUAUGAGAAGAAAAUAUGAGAGCUUUUAUUUAUUUA
Messenger RNA from Salvia miltiorrhiza (redroot sage), 2754 nucleotides. RefSeq lists its product as uncharacterized. The transcript has 12 exons. The record is from RefSeq and is a predicted model, not a curated record. Lineage: Eukaryota; Viridiplantae; Streptophyta; Magnoliopsida; Lamiales; Lamiaceae. The coding region runs from base 676 to 2532 and encodes 618 amino acids.